Molecule: messenger RNA, 278 nt
Organism: Strongylus vulgaris
Lineage: Eukaryota; Metazoa; Nematoda; Chromadorea; Rhabditida; Strongylidae
Source: the annotation of a GenBank genome assembly
AUGACACCGGCACAAUCUAGGUGGAACCAUCAAGCGCCAGCCCCUUUUACAGCUGCCAGGCCCAGGGAUGACGACAACUAUCACGAGAUCAAUGAGUUCACCAAUCGACAGCUUAAGCGAGUCACUCCUCCGCGGCAACCACACACUAACGCGAUUCGCCAUUCUCCGCAAAGCUUUGUGACCGAAUAUACACCUCCGUAUCCCUCAACUCAACCACCAUCUCAUCCACCUGGAAGGAAUGGUAAAAGAAGAAACUCACAUGGGGAGAAUUUUUAAAG